AUGUAUUGUGGAGCUACUGAGAUGAUCUUCUACUCUGCAGCUCUAGUUGGGGCUCUAAAUGACCGGUUGUUGCUCGCUAACCCUACAGAUAUUAAUCCCAGACAAAAGAGGGGGGUUGAGAUUAAGAGUUGUCUUGUUGGGCUUCUCGAACCUCUUCUUAUUGGUUUUGCUACCAUGCAACAAAAUUUUGAGCAGAAGCUUGACCUUUCUGAAAUAUUGUACCAAAUAACAUCAAGGUUUGACAGCCUACGUAUCACUCCUCGAUCUCUUGAUAUUUUAGCUAGAGGUCCUCCUGUUUGCGGAGAUCUUGCAGUGUCAUUAUCCCAAGCAGGUCCACAGUUCACUCAGGUUCUGCGGGGAGUCUAUGCAAUCAGGGCACUUCGUUUCUCUACUGCUUUAUCUGUUUUGAAGGAUGAAUUUGUGCGUUCUAGAGAUUAUCCAAAAUGUCCACCAACCUCUCAUUUGUUCCACCGAUUCCGCCAAUUGGGACAUGCCUGUAUCAAGUAUGGUCAGUUUGACAGUGCAAAGGAAACUUUUGAAGUCAUAGCAGACUACGAAAGCAUGCUAGACCUGUUUAUAUGCCACCUCAACCACAGUGCAAUGCGGCGUCUUGCUCAGAGGCUAGAAGAAGAAGGUGCUGAUUCAGAAUUGAGGCGAUAUUGUGAAAGGAUUUUAAGAAUCCGCUCAAGCGGUUGGACACAAGGCAUUUUUGCCAACUUUGCUGCAGAAAGUAUGGUUCCUAAAGGCCCUGAAUGGGGUGGUGGAAACUGGGAAAUCAAGACCCCUAUGACCUUGAAGAGUAUACCCCAAUGGGAGCUUGCUGCAGAAGUUAUGCCAUACAUGAAGACUGAUGAUGGUGCCAUUCCAUCAGUUAUCUCAGAUCAUAUCGGUGUUUACCUUGGUGUAAUAAAAGGAAGAGGUAACGUUAUCGAAGUAAGGGAAGGUAGCCUGGUCAUACCUGGAGCUACUGACAGUAAGCCAAAUGGAGUCCAUACUUUUAUGGAUAAAUCUAUUGAUAAAUCUGUGGGAGUUGCAGGUGGUGGAACCAAGGCUGAUUCUUUUAAGGGUCUGGAAACUUUAAUGAAACCACAUGACAGUUCCACUACCUUUGAUGAACAAGCUAAAGCUGCAGAAGAAUUUAAGAAAACAAUGUAUGGCACAACUAAUAAUGGUAGCAGCAGCGAUGAGGAGGGAGUAUCAAAAACUAAGAAGUUACAGAUCAGAAUACGAGACAAGCCGACAUCAGGCACAGUGGAUGUCAAUAAGAUUAAAGAAGCAACAAAGCGACUUGGUGAUGGCUUGGGUCUACCUAAAACUAGAACAAAAUCACUGAGUGGAGUUUUUCAGGAUCUUGGUAAGAAUCAACAGCAACCUUAUCCUGCUACCAGUGGGGCUGUGAAUAAUCCCACAAUUUCUGCCCCUGGAGAUCUCUUUGGCACUGAUGCAUGGGCACAACCUACAUUUUUAUCAAAACCAACUCCUGCGCCCACCAAAGGUGUUGGAAUUGCAGCUGGACCUAUACCGGAGGACUUUUUCCAAAACACAAUACCAUCCCUCCAGGUUGCAGCUGCUUUGCCGCCUCCUGGAACUUUAAUUUCAAAGUUGGAUCAUACUUCUCAACCGGCUGAAGUUGGCAGAAAGGUGCCACCUGAUCAGGUAAAUGCACCUGUAGCUAGUGCUGGUCUCACUGAUGGUGGGGUUCCACCUCAAGCCACUGAACAAUCUAUUCCUCCUGAGUCUUUUGCACUUCCAGACGGCGGUGUUCCUCCACAAUACUCAGCUCCGGCUGCUGGUAUGCCACGGCCUCAAGUCCAGCCUGCUCAAACACAGGUAUCCACGCAGCCUCUUGAUCUUAGUGCUCUUGGAGUUCCAGUCACCACUGAGUCAGGAAAACCUACUCCUCCAGCAUCUGUGCGCCCUGGACAAGUUCCACGUGGGGCUCCAGCUUCCAUAUGUUUUAAGACUGGACUUGCCCAGCUUGAGCUGAAUCAACUUCCAGAUUCAUUAUCCUGUUUUAAUGAAGCUUUUCUGGCAUUAGCUAAAGAUAACUCUCGUGGAGCUGAUAUUAAAGCUCAAGCUACCAUUUGUGCUCAGUACAAGAUAGCAGUAACCCUUCUUCAGGAAAUUUCAAGGUUGCAAAAAUUCCAAGGCCCAAGAGCGCUAAGCGCAAAAGAUGAGAUGGCUAGAUUAUCAAGACAUCUGGGUUCUUUGCCACUUCAGGCAAAGCACCGAAUAAAUUGUAUCCGCACUGCCAUAAAACGAAAUAUGGAUGUUCAGAACUAUGGUUAUGCGAAGCAGAUGCUUGAACUUCUCCUGUCUAAGGCACCUCCAGGUAAGCAAGAGGAAUUGAGGAGCCUUAUUGAUAUUUGUGUUCAGAGGGGUUUAACCAACAAGUCAAUUGAUCCCCUGGAAGAUCCCUCUCAAUUCUGUGGCGCCACACUCAGCCGUCUUUCUACUAUCGGAUAUGAUGUUUGCGAUCUUUGUGGCGCCAAAUUUUCGGCUCUCUCAACUUCCGGAUGCAUUAUCUGUGGUAUGGGAAGCAUUAAAAGGUCAGAUGCGCUAGGAGGGGCAGGCCCCGUACCUUCACCAUUUCGCUGA
Messenger RNA from Gossypium arboreum, 2598 nucleotides. RefSeq lists its product as uncharacterized. Gene Ontology annotation, cellular component: autophagosome membrane. The transcript has 6 exons. NCBI's taxonomy places the organism in Eukaryota, Viridiplantae, Streptophyta, Magnoliopsida, Malvales, Malvaceae. The record is from RefSeq and is a predicted model, not a curated record. Gene Ontology annotation, biological process: autophagosome assembly. The coding region runs from base 1 to 2598 and encodes 865 amino acids.